This is a messenger RNA of Polyodon spathula (Mississippi paddlefish), 2549 nucleotides long. RefSeq names its product transcription factor AP-2-beta-like. Gene Ontology annotation, cellular component: nucleus. Gene Ontology annotation, biological process: regulation of cell population proliferation; anatomical structure development; regulation of transcription by RNA polymerase II. Lineage: Eukaryota; Metazoa; Chordata; Actinopteri; Acipenseriformes; Polyodontidae. Gene Ontology annotation, molecular function: RNA polymerase II transcription regulatory region sequence-specific DNA binding; DNA-binding transcription factor activity, RNA polymerase II-specific. The record is from RefSeq and is a predicted model, not a curated record.
GGGUGAGUAGAAGAGAGAGAAAGGUAGUGAGAAUCCAGGCAUCUGUUCUUCACAUGAAUGCACUCAUUUUACAGAGAUCAGUCUGCAAACAUGCUUUGGAAACUAGUUGAAAAUGUAAAAUAUGAAGAUAUAUAUGAGGACCGACAUGAUGGCGUCCCCAGCCACAGUUCCAGACUGUCCCAGCUGGGCUCAGUGUCGCAGGGACCUUACUCCAGCGCCCCCCCGCUCUCCCAUACUCCAUCCUCGGAUUUCCAGCCACCUUACUUUCCUCCUCCUUACCAACCACUCCCGUACCACCAGAGCCAGGAUCCUUACUCCCAUGUCAACGAUCCCUACUCCCUGAACCCUCUGCACCAACCGCAACAACACCCUUGGGGGCAGAGACAGCGUCAAGAAGUUGGAUCAGAAGCCGGGUCUUUGUUGCCACAGCCCCGGGCUUCCUUGUCCCAGCUCUCCGGACUGGACCCUAGACGGGACUAUCCCUCAGUCAGGCGUCCAGAUGUUCUUCUUCAUUCUGCACACCACGGGCUUGAUUCUGGCAUGGGGGACAGUCUAUCCCUGCACGGCAUUGGGCAUGUUGGAAUGGAAGACAUCCAGACAGUUGAAGACGCCAAUAACAGUGGCAUGAGUCUAUUGGACCAGUCCGUGAUUAAAAAAGUUCCAGGUCCCAGUAAGAGUGUCACUUCUAUUAUGAUGAGCAAGGAUGGUCUGAUAGGUGGAAUGGGAGUCAACACUAAUGAAGUGUUUUGUUCUGUACCUGGUCGCCUGUCCCUUCUUAGUUCGACUUCCAAAUACAAAGUGACCGUGGGCGAGGUUCAGAGACGACUCUCCCCUCCAGAAUGUCUCAAUGCAUCCUUAUUGGGUGGCGUUCUCAGGAGAGCAAAAUCGAAAAAUGGUGGGAGAUCACUGAGAGAAAAGCUAGAAAAAAUCGGUUUGAAUUUACCCGCAGGCAGGCGCAAAGCUGCAAAUGUCACUCUACUAACCUCACUAGUUGAAGGGGAAGCGGUGCAUUUAGCCACGGAUUUUGGCUAUAUGUAAACUGAAUUUCCAGCUAAAGCUGUAUCGGAGUAUCUAAAUAGACAACACGCAGAUCCCUUGAGCUGCAUUCACGGAAAAAACAUGAUCCUGGCAACAAGUGAGCAACUUUGUAAGGAAUUUACAGACCUCCUGGCUCAGGACAGGACGCCCUUGGGCAACAGCAGACCAAGCCCCAUCUUGGAACCGGGCAUCCAAAGCUGUUUAUCUCAUUUUAGCCUCAUCACUCAUGGCUUCGGGUCUCCUGCCAUCUGUGCUGCCCUCACGGCCCUCCAAAAUUACCUGACAGAGGCCCUGAAAGGACUGGACAAGAUGUUUUUAAACAAUAACACCUCAAACAGGCACACAUCAGGGGAGGGACCUGGCUCCAAGUCUGGAGAUAAAGAAGAUAAACACAGGAAAUAAAAGAAAAAUCCAAAUCAUUUAUAUUCUAGCUUUAAAAUAUUGCAAAUAGUUGGAAAUGGAACAGUUUCAAGGAUGAAGAAAAAAGGAAGGAGAAACAGGCGCACUAGAGAAUGACACCGUGGGUCAACAUCAGUAGCAAAGGAUUUCUUUUUCACCUUAUAUUUUUAGAAAGACGUUUAGCUGAUGAGUCAAACACUCCACAUUGUGACUUUGCCAAUAUACAAACAUCUAUUAUUUUGUAUUCCUGGGAUUCAAUUCGUUCAUUUUUCUUGCAGUUUUGGUUUUACACAGUGCUGAAGAUUCCCCCCCUCCCCCGACCUUUGACAUGUGCUAUGUUCCUGAUGUAUCCUAUUGUUCUUUCCCUCGAGCCAUAUAGCCUAUGGAUGUCUCACCUGUUCAAGACUAUAUUUUCUUUGAAUUUGUGGGGCACAGAUUUCAAGGGGGUAUAACACUGUCCAUUGCCACAUAAUGUUUUUUCACCUUUUUUUUUUUAGAAUGAAUUGCCUUGGACAAACAAGGUUACAUUGAAUUCAGGUAUCAGUACGGUGCUGAAUGUAUGUGUGUGUUCUCCUGAAAUCAACACUGUAUAGGUGACAUCAUGGCAUUUUAUAUGAUACUUAACCUACAGUACACUUGGUCUAAAUUUUUUUUAAAAAUACUGAGAUACCCAUAACAAAAAUUGUCCCUGAUUAUUCAGAUUUUGUGAUGAGACAUCACUUGAUUAAAACAGCUUUGUAAAGUAAAUAGAGUGUACACUUUAUGAUAUUGAAGAAAAUAGGAUAUAUUUAACAUAAACUUGCUUGAAUUCAUCAUUGACUGAUUAAGCUAUGGAGCGUUUUGUUUUCAUUUUAAUGAUAUCAUGAAAAAAGGAAGAAAAAAACAUAGGGCUUUCCUUUAUUGGUGAUGUCAUCUUUAGAAUAGGUCACAACCUGAUAUCAGUUGAUAUGACUCCCUAACGUAAUUUUGUGGAUAACUGAUAAUGAAAGGAUCCAUAUAUUUUGGCAUACUUGUGUACAUUGUUAUGGGUUAAGAGACCUUCCAUGAACAGAUUACAUUUCAUUAUCGUCUAUAUCAACAAACAUAUUCACGAAAGCCUAUAUUAUAAUUUA